Staurois parvus is the source of this 411-nucleotide messenger RNA. The record is from the annotation of a GenBank genome assembly. Lineage: Eukaryota; Metazoa; Chordata; Amphibia; Anura; Ranidae.
ACACACAGACAUGUACAUAUACACACACACACACACACACACACAGACACAUGUACACACACACAUACAUGUACAUACACGCAGACACAUGUAGAGAGAGAUACACACAUGUACAUACACACACACACACACACACACCCCAUAAAAAGUUGCAGUACUUCAUUGUUCACUCAUAGAUGCGGGUACUGCACUCUAGGGGGAGGCAGAGAGCACAGCACACACUCCUUGCUUUGCUUUCGCUGCGCUCAGCUAUUGAGCAGUCUGAUGGCUCCCAGUGCCAAUGACAGAUCCGGCCUGAGUUCCGAGCCUGCUCAGCAAGACGGCCCUGGGGGACACACUUGCCCCCACCAUAAUUUCCACUCGCCAUUGGCGAGCAGGCGAGUGGAAAUUUCAAGCCCUGGUGUACACUAC